AUGUCGUCACAAUCUGACCAGGACGAUCCGUUUUCCAAACCGUAAGUAGAUUUUUGAAAGAACUUUCAAAGAAAUCUGAAAUAUAGGUUCGUCAGACGGAGAUUCCAAGCUACUUUAGCGCAACAGGUUGCCAAUCAAGGGAUGGAAGAAGAUCUACUUCCUACUGGUACCAAAAUUGGAGAGAAUACGGUUAACUGAAAAUUAUUUCAGUUGGAAACGCCGACUCUCCUAGUGCUGCUGGUAACAAUUUGUCAUCUCCUCCUCUGAGUCUCCCGGAAACAUUGUCAGAAGGAAAUCCGGACAUUGUAAGAUUUAUUAGUUACAGUUUUUUAUUCUUGUUAGGAGAGAAACUUACAGAAUCUCUCAAGUGAUGACAGUGAGCCGGAAAUCAACCAGCAAGCGUUGAGUCAAUCAUCGACAUCGACUGUCACGAACACUGUAGAGGCAUCUGGAAUUGGUCAAGGGACAGCCCCACGUCUCACAAAAAAAUCGUCAAGCCGUGGUUUCGAUUACGAUGCUGAAGAUAUUGCAACAGCGCCUGCUCAGAAGAAAAAGAAAGAAGAAGUGGACAGUAAGAAUGAAAAGGCAGACGACGAGAAAAUUAGCUAUGAUUUCAGUGAAAGGCGCAAAGUUCAUUCCGAAGCAAGAAAAAAAACAUGUGUACAGACACACAUGGAGGAAUGAUGAAGACGCUGAUGACGAUGAAAUGGCUUCCUCUUCGUCCUCAAACAGACAUUUUUCCAGGCCGGCUCAGUCGUCAGCCAUUGCGGGAAAACAGGUCGUCACUUCGACGUUUUUUGCAUAAUUUGUGAUAAUUUACAGCAAAAACAAGCUCCCGAUGUUAGAAAUUCUGCUAUGGCAGCCGGACAGAGGUCUCGAGUAAAGCACAUCAAGGAGGCUAACGAGUUGCGCGAAUCUGGCGAGUACGAUGACUUUAAACAAGAUGUCGUCUACAUUCUCAGCAGUCUUCAAUCGGCUACUGCUUCCGAGAAAGUUAAAUGCCUCAGGUCUCAAAAAUUUCUCCUGUAGUUACAAAGUCGACGUUUUAGCGCUAUUUCUCUUGCUAAGAAAUGUGUCUCGCCUGAUUUCCGCCAGUUCAUCAAGAGUGAGAACAUGACAAAAUGCAUCAUGAAAUCUCUACUGAAUUCGCCCGAAGAUGAAGUACUUAAUAGCAAAACACCUUUCUAGUAGACCACCUUUCGUUUCAGCUUUUCGCAUUGGCAGCAUCCACCGUGAUUUAUCUUCUCACUCGGGAUUUCAAUUCUAUCAAAAUUGACUACAUUACGCUGCGCUUAGUGGGUCAACUGCUGAAAAUCGAAAGAAUGGAGCAACGGCCAGAAGACAAAGAACGUGUUGUGAAUAUGAUCUGGGAAGUGUUCAGUUCGUAUAUUGAAAAGCAGGAAAUUGGCGGUCAGAAGGUCUCGUUCGAUAUGCGAAAAGAGAAUCUCACUCCCUCGGCGCUCAUUAUCGAAGCACUAGUGUUCAUCUGUAGUCGUGCGGUUUCCGACGAAGCGUUCAAAAAUGAGCUUCUGAAUCUCGGAAUCUUGCAGUUUGUAGUGGCGAAAAGUGAGUUCGACUGACCCCAGUUAUAAAUAUUUCGGGCAUUUCAGUUGAAACUGAAGUGAAUGCGAUUGCGGAGGGAAGCGAAGAUCUCUUCCACGUCCUAAUUCUCAACCGGUGCUUCAGAAUUCUGGAAUCGGUAAUCUGUGUUGAUAUGUUUGUCUCUAAACAUGAUAUUAUUUCUAGAGCUCGGUUUUUCACAAAAAGAAUCAGGCAUUCUUGAUAUCACAUCGUUCCAAUGCUCUCAUCGCCAGUUUAGCUAAGUACGCUCUGAACCAUUUCUACACUUCCAAUAAUUUCAUUUUGCAGAUUCUUACAAAUAGUUCACGACAAAGCAGACGGUUUGCCUGAAGAAACUCUCAAAAAAUACAUGUCUUGCCUGGCUCUUAUGUGCCGUUUACUCAUCAAUAUCUCACAUGACAAUGAACUUUGCUGCUCAAAGCUUGGCCAAAUCGAUGGAUUCUUGCCGAACGCGCUUACCACGUUCACUUAUCUUGCUCCGAAGUUCGGAAAAGAGGACAGAUACGAUAUCAAUGUUAUGGUAAAAUCAACUUUUUUUCGUAAUCAAAACCUCUAAAUUCACAGAUGACUUCUCUCCUGACAAAUCUCGUCGAAAAAUGCAACACAAAUCGCAAAGUUUUGAUUUCUCAGACUGUAAAGGUGUGCUUGAAUUGAGAAUUCUAAGCUAAUGAUAACUGUUCAGAUGGUCAUUCCAGGAAAGGAAGAAGAAGAAGUUUCCGCUUUGGAAGCCAUAACAAGGGUGAGACUAGGCUAUCAAUUACAUGAGAAUAAAAUUUGUUAUUCAGCUUUUCGUCCAUCACGAAUCUCAAGCUCAGAUUGUAGACGCCGACCUAGAUCGAGAAUUAGCGUUCGAUGUAAGUUAUCCAGCGGAGAUUCAGCGUUGAACUUUGAAUUUUCAGGAAGGAGGGUACGGAGAUGAAGACGAAGAAGAAGAAGGAGAGAGCAGCAGUGACGAGGACGGUGUUCGCAAGGAUGGGCGUCUCGAUCGCAACAAAAUGGACAGAAUGGAUCAGGUGGACGUUGUUCAUGCUCUCCAGCAAGUCAUGAACAAAGCGUCUGCGCACAUGGAGGACAGUGUCAUUGCCUCGUACCACGCGCUGCUUCUUGGAUUUGUUCUGCAGCAGAACGAAGAACACCUAGGCGACGUUCGAAAACACUUGCCCGGAGGGAAUUUUGAAAACAUGAUAUCGCAAUUGAAACGUCUAUACGAAUUUACAAAGACCACCAUCGUAAGAGUUUUCCCUCAACAUCAUAAAAAUGAUCUCAUUUCAGGCGAAACGGGUAGAGUCCAAGUCGGGGUUCCGUGCCAUAGAAAGAGUCAUCGAAUACUUCGAGCGCAUUGACUAA
Messenger RNA from Caenorhabditis sp. 36 PRJEB53466, 2928 nucleotides. Lineage: Eukaryota; Metazoa; Nematoda; Chromadorea; Rhabditida; Rhabditidae. The record is from the annotation of a GenBank genome assembly.